GAAGCUAACGGAGUAGUACUACGGAGCAACCGCGAGAAAAAAAAGGCAGAGAGUUUUCCGCCAGAGAACCGAGCGAGAUGGGGUUCAUCGGCGAGCAGGUGGAGUCGAUCCGCUCGAUGCAGGUCCGCCAGGUGCUCACGCAGAUCAUCAGCCUGGGUAUGAUUGUUACGUCAGCAUUGAUCAUAUGGAAAGGGUUGAUGCUCGUGACUGGGAGUGAGUCCCCGGUAGUCGUGGUUCUUUCUGGUAGCAUGGAGCCUGGUUUUAAAAGGGGUGAUAUCCUGUUUUUGCACAUGAGCAAAGACCCCAUCCGCACUGGCGAAAUAGUUGUUUUUAAUAUUGAUGGCCGUGAAAUUCCAAUUGUUCACCGUGUUAUUAAGGUUCAUGAACGCCAGGAAAGUGCAGAAGUCGAUAUCCUCACAAAAGGUGACAAAAACUUUGAGGACGACCGAUUGCUAUAUGCACAGGGUCAGCAAUGGCUUCAGCAGCAUCACAUUAUGGGGCGGGCCGCAGGAUAUCUUCCAUAUGUUGGGUGGGUUACUAUUGUGAUGACUGAGCAGCCGAUCAUUAAGUACAUCUUGAUCGGUGUGCUGGGCCUGCUGGUCAUAACAUCGAAAGAGUGAAGAAAUGUCAUUCUGGCAGUGAUCUACAUAUGACGUUUGCAUCUACAGAAGUCUCCACUGAUUCAAUGUGCACCUGCUGCCUGAAGAAAAUAUUGGCAAGUAACAGGCUAAUGCUGAUUUUACCAUGAGCUGGUACUAUCUGUACUUUUCAUACUUCACACGAAUGGUGCUUGGGUACCUGCAAUACCAUGUCUCUGAACAUUGUUCUCUCAGAUAAUUGAAUAGAUUCCCCUCUCUCUCAAAAAAAAAAACAUAACUGAAUAGAUAUUUUCUGUGCACUGUUUGUCACCGGGCUUGUGGAGCUUGGUGCUUCUCAAUACAGCAGCUGUACUCAUACAAUGGACGGAACAAGUUAGAGAUGUCUGAUGGUUCAAUCAGCUUAUAGUUUCUCAA
Molecule: messenger RNA, 1013 nt
Organism: Brachypodium distachyon (stiff brome)
Lineage: Eukaryota; Viridiplantae; Streptophyta; Magnoliopsida; Poales; Poaceae
Product: signal peptidase complex catalytic subunit SEC11A
Exons: 9
Coding region: 78-620 (180 amino acids)
Cellular component (GO): membrane; signal peptidase complex
Molecular function (GO): serine-type endopeptidase activity
Source: RefSeq, a predicted model, not a curated record